Molecule: messenger RNA, 1929 nt
Organism: Mya arenaria
Lineage: Eukaryota; Metazoa; Mollusca; Bivalvia; Myida; Myidae
Product: iroquois-class homeodomain protein irx-3-like
Exons: 5
Coding region: 222-1304 (360 amino acids)
Biological process (GO): cell development; neuron differentiation; regulation of transcription by RNA polymerase II
Cellular component (GO): nucleus
Molecular function (GO): RNA polymerase II cis-regulatory region sequence-specific DNA binding; DNA-binding transcription factor activity, RNA polymerase II-specific
Source: RefSeq, a predicted model, not a curated record
AUACGUGAAAAGAUGCUUCUAAUAUCAAAUAGAUUUAUUUAAAAUAGAGAGAAACUGUGGGAAAGAACAUUUAUCAUCUUAAGGCAUUCUGUUAAAUUAAAGAAUGGAGUUUUAUUAUUAAAAAAAAAUAAGAAAUAAAAAAAGUUUUCAAGAAAAAAGGAUUAUAAAAGUGUUUUGACAUUUUGAAGUGCAUAGUGACAUUAAAAGUCGAGAAACGAAGGAUGUCGUUUGGUCAAUCAGCGACCAUGGUCCGGCCACUGACCACACAGACGACGUCAGCGCUGAAUCUCCGAACAUCAACGCCCAAGAUGGUGUACCCAAGUGCACGCCAAGUGACGUCAUCAUCACGAUGUUGUGAUACCGGACGUCCGGUGAUGCUGGACCCCGUCACCGGUGCGGCAGUCUGCUCAUGUCAGCUGAAGGCGGGGCUGCCGGCCUACCUUGCGCGCGUCCCCUCCCUGCCUGAAACAAUGUAUGGUGCAGGCACCAUGCAGCAGUUUCCACCCAACGUUGUCAUGGGAACUACAGAAGCCACUGCUAAUUUCUUUCAAACGAACAUGAAGAGCGAACGAGGAGCAGACGGCCUCAAGAUGGCUACAUCUGGUCUGCACGCGCCCUACUAUCUGGAACACCUCGUCGCCGCGCACCCAUAUAACGCACUGUACCCUGGUUUCGAUCUGAACAGCGCCCGGCGGAAGAACGCCACACGGGAAACGACGAGCGCCCUGAAGGCGUGGCUGUUCGAGCACCGGAAGAACCCGUACCCAACAAAGGGCGAGAAGAUCAUGCUGGCCAUUAUCACACGGAUGACCUUGACCCAGGUGUCCACGUGGUUCGCCAACGCCAGAAGGAGGCUGAAGAAGGAGAGCAAGAACGGGGACGACAAGGAUAUAGACUUUGACGACAUUGACGUGGAAGAGAAAUCCGACAAGUCGAACACGACCAUUCUAUCAGAGAGUGACGACGGCGAGGGCAAUCGUACUUCCGCCGACUUAUCCGACAUCUCCGACGCCGAGGACACAGGGCCCGACAGCAUCCUGCCGACAGCCUGUAUGCAAAGAUUGUUUUCCCCGGACCAGAGAACUGAUCGCAUAGCUGAUAGAACUACUUUGGACAAGGAACCUUCUUACGGUUGCCAUCUUGGAAAUCCUUGCGCAACAAAAAGUAGUUCUUCAGCUUCAAGUAAAGACAGUAAAGCGGAAUGUGCGCGGAAUAAAACAAAUGACGAUGAAAAUAAUGUUCCAGCAAAGCCAAAAAUAUGGUCUAUCUCUGAAAUAAUAAGCUCAAGUGGAAGCAAAAAAUAAUUGAUAAAAAGUGCUUUAAUUACAGUUGUGAUAGUUUUAUAUCUUUAUUUUGUGAUAUACUAGUGAAUAAUUCAUUAUACAUUUGUCCCACAUAUGCAAUCAAAAAGGUAUGUGCCUUUUUUCCGAACGUCUUCCAUAGUACUUAUCGUAUAUAUCUUUGAAGUGCCUCGUAUUGUUAUUCGGAGCACCUCGGCCAUUUUCCAACGAAAACAACCUCGGAUGCAUGCCGGUACAUCAGUAAAAGUAGUUCGUACAAUUUCAAAUAAUAGUAUUAAAUAUGUGUAAUGUUUUAACGUGUAUAUCGUACAAUUAAGUCUAAAUUGGUUGCCAGUGAUGUGUAUUAUUGCAUAAUUUAUCAAGAUACACAAGAGUUAAGCCAUAAAGUUUAACUGCUAAAUUGAAAUAACUACGCGAUCUGCUUGAAGUGUUGUUAAAUGUAAUCAUUUCUGACAUUGUAAACCGUCCAUGUACAUCCGAGGUUGUUUUCGAUGGAAAAUGGGCGAAGCGUUCCAAACGUCGUAUUGUACAAGUAUACUAUUUUCUAAUUUGCUACAUUCCAACAAGGUAUUUUUGUACCCGAUAUAGUUGUUGUAUUUUUCUACUUUUUUCUGGAAUAAAUAUUUUA